This is a messenger RNA of Doryrhamphus excisus (bluestripe pipefish), 3218 nucleotides long. NCBI's taxonomy places the organism in Eukaryota, Metazoa, Chordata, Actinopteri, Syngnathiformes, Syngnathidae. The record is from RefSeq and is a predicted model, not a curated record.
UCUUAAUUGUCAACCUACUGACGUCACACGGCGGAUUGGACAUUAUUAGACUUCCUGUCGGCGUAGAUUGUGGUCUCGGUGUCAGCCUGAAGCGUCUCGGCUAGCUUAGCUUGCUAGCUGCUAACAAAGAGACGCGGAAGUCGCUAAGCAGAGACCGAGUGUGAGUGUAAAGUGGGAUCGUGUGAAAAUGUGUCAAGUCCAAAUGCUGAGAGCGUUGGUGAAUCAGCGACUAACUGCGGCUGUUGAAGAAAUAUUUGUAGUGUUGGAAAGAACCAUAGCAGAGUACGAGGAGGAACUUUCUCGAACAAAAGAGGAGAACGAGCGACAACGUCAACUACUGGACGCCGUUUUCAGGAAGCAGGAAGUUGUGUUGCACAGAGCAGACGCCAGUGAAGAAGGUCUCCCCCCUGAGCGGCAGGGGUGGAGCUCCAGAGUGGAGCAGGAGGAGCCACCGAUCAAAGAGGAGGCGGAUGGUCACAGCAUCAGCCAGGAGGGAGAGCAUCCGGAAGGAGCGGAGGAGUUCCCAGUGAUCGGUGUCAUUGUGAAGAGUGAAGAUGAUGAAGACGACGGUGAAGGUGAGGAGAAGAGAGAGGCGGAGCCUCCAACAGAAGCUGAUGGAGACCACUGUGGAGGAUCACCAGCAGACAAGCUCUUAGCUCCACUAUCAGAUAGUGAGCACACGACGUCACACUCUCCUGACACUGAUGAUGAUGAUGAUGAAGACUCUACAGCUGAUAUGACAUGUCACCCUGACAACACACGCUUGAAAUGCCACCACUGCGACAAGAGCUUCGGCGACAAGUCAACCUUGACAAGACACAUGAGGGUCCACUCGGGAGAAAAACCAUUUAGCUGCUCGGUUUGCAGCAAAAGCUUCAAACUGAAGGACACUUUGAUCAGACACUCCAGGAUACACACUGGGGAGAAACCAUUCAGUUGCUCGGUUUGCGGUAAAGGAUUUGCUGUCAGGGGAAAUUUCAUCACGCACACAAGAACACACACUGGAGAAAAACCAUAUGUCUGCUCAUUCUGCGACACAGGUUUCCGUGCCCGCCCAGCAUUGGUUAAACACUUGAGAACGCACACUGGGGAGAAACCCUUUCCCUGCACAGUCUGCGGCGAAAGAUUCUCUCAAAAGGAAACGUUGAAUAGACAUCUAAGAACCCAUUCUGGGGAGAAACCGUUUACCUGCUUAGUGUGUGGUAAAACCUUCUCUAUAAAAGGACAAUUGAUUGCUCACACGAGGACGCACACAGGAGAGAAACCUUUCACCUGCACCGUCUGCAGUAAAACAUUUUCUCUGAAGGGAAACUUAAUAAGACACACGAGAACGCACACUGGGGAGAAACCGUUUUCCUGCUCAGUCUGCAACAAACGUUUUAGCGACAGUUCGGGAUUGAUCAUUCACAGGCGAACGCACACAGGGGAGAAACCCUUUCCCUGCACAGUCUGCGGUCAGCGAUUUUCUAUAAAGGGACACUUGAUAACGCACACGAGAACCCACACCGGAGAAAAACCAUUUUCCUGCUCGGUGUGCCAGGCGGGUUUUCCUUCUCACUCAGGACUGGCUCAGCACAUGAGCAAACACGACUGAAAUGCUUUUAGCUUCGACUCGGGGGAGUUUGAAGCGUUCCUUCACGUCUCCGAAAGCGGCCUUGGGUUGGCUUUUGGAGCCGCAUGGUGUGUUCAGGGACACGUGAGUAGACGUGAUGCCAAACGCGUAGCGAGAGUAUAAAGUUGCUGAUAAAACUGCAUCUCUUUGUUCUUCUAUCUAAUGGCGAGCUCGGUGUAUUCCUUCAGGGUACGGAAAUGUUCCAGCACGUGUUCCCGGGCAGAUGCAGCCGCAGUGCUUCCUGGGUUUUUAAUGGCCGCCAUGCACCUGCGGUCGAAUGAACAGUCGCAUGUUCUAACAUGGACGAUUUCAUGUUGCUGGCCUUCAUGGCGUCCGCUCAAAGACACGCCUGUCCUUGGCGGUGGGUCGCUUUCUCUAAUCAAUGCCGCUAUGAGAAGUGGGAUUGGCGGACUUCCACGCUACAUGCUCAAGGCUCGCCGUGUCACGCACAGGCGCUUGUUUACACUUCCUACUGAACUCUACUGCUACCUCUCCCAGACACUUCAUACCUCCACAGGCAGACCAUCAAUGCCCUUCUCACUUCCUGUUUACCGGUCUUUGCUACUUCCUGGUUCCUGGCAGACACCUCUUCUACUCUUCCUUCUCUCUCCUUUUCCUCAUUCAUCAACUCUUUAAAGUAGUCUUUCCAUCUUCCCAUCCCACACUGGCAUCUGUCAGUACCCUUCCGUUCCUAUCCUCGACCACCCGAACCUGCUGGAAGUCCUUCCCAUCUCCGUCCUUCUGCCUUGCCAACCUGUAGAGAUCCAUCUCUCCUCCUCCUGUUCAACCUAGCGUAGAAGUCAUCAUAGACCUCCUGUUGGCCUUUGCCUCCUCUACUUUCGUUUUGCAGCAUGUCUUCUUGUCUCGUCACUAACAGUGGAAAACUCUUGUCGUAUAGAUGAUCUUUGAUCAGGAUUGUGCACUCCAUCUUUAAAAAUAGCAGAGCCCAUUGGUAAUACAGAAGAAGUUUGCAGUAUUUAAAAACAGGCAGAGCAUUCUCGUCGCAUCCACAAUCUUUGACCAGCAUUUAGCUUGUAAUUUGCCUUAAAAAGCGCGUGGAACUCCUGUCAUAUAGAGGAUCUUUGAUCAGCGGUUGUCGCCUGUGGAUUUCAAAACGGCAGAGCCCUCUUCCAUUUAAAGGAUCUUUGAUGUCAGACGUGGUCACGUGUAUUCAAUACUUGCCAGCAUCCCUUAAAGCACCACGUUGUUUGUCUUCCACACAUUUAGUCUGGAUGAAUAAAGUGUAUUAAUAAUAUUAUUCCAUAAUAUUCGGGCUUUAUUCCCAUCUUACUAACUUCAUCAUUUUACUGUUUAACAAACAUUUCAACCAUUUUAUUUCAAAUGCUUUUUAAUAUUUUAUAUUUCAACUCUAUGCUACUAAAAUGAAGGGUUUUUUUUUUUUUAUUAUUUCAUAUUUAUUCUUGUUUUUUCUGGUAAUUUGUGACUUUAAUCCCAAAAGAUUUUGACUUUAUUCUCAUGACGUCAUAUCAUAUUAUACCUUUCCUAGCAUUUUCCAAAAAUUCCAACUUCAUUGAGUGUUUUCUUUGUUGUUCAUAUGAUAACGACCUUAAAACAAUGAUUAAAUAUUCCAGCUGUACGCUACUAA